UUCAGUCCUUCAUUCUUUUCUGUAAUUCUUCGUGUCUCUCUUUUUAUUGAUUGUUUUCUACACAAUAUUUCAUAUUUCUUCAGUCCACCUUUACCUACACCAUGUUUUAUCCAUAAUCCACUCUUUUUCCAGCUCUCUUUGCCCCUCAUCCUCUUCAUCUCUUCAUCUCUUCAUCCUCUUCAUCCUCUUCAUCCUCUUCAUCCUCUUCAUCCUCUUCAUCCUCUUCAUCCUCUUCAUCCUCUUCAUCCUCUUCAUCCUCUUCAUCCUCUUCAUCCUCUUCAUCCUCUUCAUCAUCUUCAUCUCUUCAUUGAUAUUAUAUCGAUAUUGAUCGCAUUCUCUCAUCUGGGUUUAUGCCUCAACCAAGUCACUCGUUUACUCCAGUAUUCAUGUCGCCUUUCUACUCCUCAUAAAAGCCGACCGAAACGAACCCCCGAAUUGAAUCACAACGCAACAAUGCAUCAACCACCCUCCUGCGCCAGAGUCUGUUUCUUUAUAUGCGCUCUCAUCUCCCUUACAUCAGUCUCUGCCGUCGAAACUGCCACAACUGUCGCCGUACCAUCACCGUCCAGCCUCAGCGGAAGGAUCAUCAAUGCCGCUGAUCUCCCAAAUAUAGUAGGGUCCGAAUCGGCGGACGAGCACGAUGAUCCACUCAAUCGACAUAUCACGCUCAAUAUCAACUCCCCGGCCGCAAGUAUCCACCAUCAUGGCGCACACACACACGCGCACGAGCAUCACCACGGAGAGACACUGCUCGUCCCCAGAUCAUCGACCUCAUCUACUACUUUCUUCCCCCAAGCCUUCGACACCAGUCUCUCCGACAACUUCACCACCACGAGCUGCCCCAAGUUCUUCAAAAAAUUCCUCUCAGACACCACCUACACGAACUGCCAUGCCAUCUCUAUGCUCCUGCGCGACUCUGCGGCCUUCUUCCAGGCCCUCAACUCCGCUGCCUCGACGUCUCAUAUUCUUGACCUCGCCUGUGCCGCUGAUGUCGAGUCCUGUGCCGCCACCAUGUCCUCGCUCGCCUCCUCCCUCCUCCAGAGCAACAACUGUGCCCAGGACUACCAAGCCGGUAAUCCCGUCGUCACAAACGCCUACAUCGACAUGAUCACCUACGAACCCAUAUACCGCGCCACCUGUCUCACCAGCCCAGAAACAACCGACUACUGCUUCGUCGACGCCAUCACAAACACUUCCAGUGCCGCUAACUACGAUAUCUACCUCCUCCCUUACGGUAGCACCAUCACCUCCGCCCCCUUCCCCACCUGCAACUCUUGCAUCCAGGCUUCCCUGGAUAUCUUCAGCAGCUGGGCCCAGGUUACCGGCCAGCCACUCACGACGUCUUACCUCCCAACAGCCAAGGCAAUCAACAGCAACUGUGGCGCGGGCUUUGCGGCCGUGAAUAUCACCGUUCGCUCAGAUUCCACUACAGCUGGUGUAUCCGCUGCUGUUUCUUUGAAUCCUCUCAUUGCUAUCUGGGUUACACUCGUAGCCAGUAUAGUGCUUUUAGCGUUCUAAUUUUUUUUUUUUUUUUUUUUAAUUUUUCAACUUAUACACCUUGUGACUCGGUGUAUUGUUUUUUCUAUCCUACUUUCUAGAUUCUCGGUUCGGGCUUGGACUAUGUAUGGAUGAUGACAGCGAUAUUUUUGGUUUUAUUUUCUUUCUUUGUAUCCGGUGGUGAUAAUUCUAAUAGCUAAAACUUGUAUAUGUAUAUAAUAAUCCAUCAACCCACGCGCAAUGAAUAAGAGGAUAUGCUGCCUUUUCAUUGUUUACCACAUAGAGUCGAACC
Molecule: messenger RNA, 1789 nt
Organism: Aspergillus ochraceoroseus IBT 24754
Lineage: Eukaryota; Fungi; Ascomycota; Eurotiomycetes; Eurotiales; Aspergillaceae
Exons: 1
Coding region: 454-1518 (354 amino acids)
Source: RefSeq, a predicted model, not a curated record